AUGGACUACACUGCUGAGGAGUUGGCAAACAUCAAGAAGAGAAUCAGCGAAAACAUGGCGAGCCUGGCAGAAAAGCAACGAGAGCUUGACGACAUCUUGGCAUUCAUCGCCAGGCUUGAGAGCGCGAGCCUUCGUCAGUUGGCUGAGAGCGCCUCUGGUUCAAGGAAGAAAAGGCACUUGGCAGAGCCAAAAUCCGUGCUAGAACAGAAGGAGGAAUAUGAGCAGAAGCGGGUGGCAAUGGAACAGAACAUUGGGCGCAUGUGGGAGAAGAUUCAUGAUUUGCAGGAGCAGGAGCGGAUGUUGGAUGGGAGACAGUAA
Molecule: messenger RNA, 318 nt
Organism: Purpureocillium lilacinum
Lineage: Eukaryota; Fungi; Ascomycota; Sordariomycetes; Hypocreales; Ophiocordycipitaceae
Source: RefSeq, a predicted model, not a curated record